AUGAUCGCUAACUCUCCUUCUGAAGUGGUUAAAACUAGCCAUUCAGUUUCUCACUUUAAGAGGAGUGCAGUUGACAAGGGCUAUUACAAAGAUGACGCUAUUAAUGUCUUUUCUUCACCUUCAGACGAAUCUCCAUCACUUGACAUGUUUAUCUACAUGCGUGUUACUGCUUUGAGAAGUGUUAUCGCUCUUUUUGUUGAAUCAUUUCCAAACCAAACUGUUCAAUUUGUUAAUCUUGGAGCCGGCCUUGAUACUUUAUCUUUCUGGCUACUCAGUAAAUAUAAUAAUGUACUUUGUUUUGAUCUUGAUUUCGAUACCCACUUAAUAUACAAAGCUCAACUUUUGACUAAAUCUAAUGAAUUCUCAUUUCUAAACUAUAAAAUCAUUAAUGGAUUAGUACAUUCAGAUAAAUAUACCAUGGUACCCAUGAAUUUUGAGGAUUUGGAAUCUGUAUAUAAACUUGAGGAAAAAGGAUUAUCGAGAGAACUCCCAACUGUUUUUUUGUCAGAAUUCUGUCUGACCUAUGUUCAAAAUGAUGUUUCAGAUAAGGUGAUAAAGUUUUUGAGUUCAUUUUCUUCAAAACCUUCCGCUUACAUUUUUCUUGACUAUAUUGGGAGUUGGACUGCAUUUGGACGAUGGUACUCAAAACUCUUUGAAGAUUUUGGAGCCGAGUUCAAAUCAUUUAAAAAGUAUGAUACAAUAGAGAAACAUACUAAAAGAUAUAAAGAAUUGGGAUGGGAUCAUGUUAUGGUUAAUCCUAUGAGUUUUACAUAUAAUGAGCUCAUAGAUGAGGAGGAAAGGAUGAGACUUAAGAAACUAAGUAAGCUUGAAAAUUACGACUACUUUGGAGUUUUACCAAAUCAUACAGUAAUUGGAGUGGCAGUAACACAGAAAGAAAAACUCUCAAACUUGAUUCAAUUCUAUGAUAUGUCAAAUUAUAAAUCUAAAGAAACAUCAAAACUCAUACCAUAUGACUUAGGAUUUCGAAAUGAUGAGUUAGAUGUCGAAUAUUUCAAAAAAAUGCUUCAUUCAUUUGUUAUCUAA
Molecule: messenger RNA, 1044 nt
Organism: Theileria annulata
Lineage: Eukaryota; Apicomplexa; Aconoidasida; Piroplasmida; Theileriidae
Product: leucine carboxyl methyltransferase, putative
Exons: 9
Coding region: 1-1044 (347 amino acids)
Biological process (GO): methylation
Molecular function (GO): methyltransferase activity
Source: RefSeq, a predicted model, not a curated record